Messenger RNA from Drosophila novamexicana, 1265 nucleotides. RefSeq names its product transformer-2 sex-determining protein. The record is from RefSeq and is a predicted model, not a curated record. The transcript is spliced from 8 exons. Gene Ontology annotation, cellular component: spliceosomal complex. Gene Ontology annotation, molecular function: RNA binding. Gene Ontology annotation, biological process: positive regulation of mRNA splicing, via spliceosome. NCBI's taxonomy places the organism in Eukaryota, Metazoa, Arthropoda, Insecta, Diptera, Drosophilidae. The coding region runs from base 85 to 909 and encodes 274 amino acids.
UUCCGACAGUAAUUUUGGAGCAGAGGAGUAUUAUAAAAAUUCAUUAAAUUGGGCUUUUAUCAAUUGUAUUUAACGCCUCAUAACAUGUCCACAGGGCUCGUUAACGCGAGGGAAAAGGAAUAUUUACAUUUACAUCGCAUUGAUAAGCACAAAUGUAGUCACAGCUCUGCCACAUCGUCCCCUUCGUCUGCGGCAUCCUCGGAGAGUUCUCGUACCCGUCCGCGUCGGUCGGACGGAGAAGUCUAUGGCAGCCGUCACCACAAUUACAACUCCAAGUCCAGCUCGCAGCAUCGUCGACGUUCGCGCUCCGGGUCAGAAUCGCCGCAAGUUCGUCAUUAUUCAGGCCGCACAUCUCGGGAUCGCCAACGCAUGCGUCAGGCACGCGAUCAUCCACAGGCUAGCCGAUGUAUUGGAGUUUUCGGCCUGAAUACCAACACCACCCAACAGAAGGUGCGCGAAUUGUUUAACAAAUUUGGACCCAUCGAACGUAUUCAAAUGGUCAUAGAUGCUCAUACCCAUCGCUCUCGGGGCUUUUGCUUCAUAUACUUUGAGAAUCUCGGUGAUGCACGGGUAGCUAAGGAUGCCUGCACUGGAAUGGAGGUGGAUGGUCGCCGUAUACGUGUCGAUUACUCAAUAACGCAACGCGCGCACACGCCCACACCUGGUGUGUACAUGGGACGCCCAUCACGUCCCUUGGGUAGACGCUCUCGUGAGCGUGACUAUAGCACUCGAGACACCUCUCGUUCGCGUCGCCGCCACCGUGAAGAGUCGUCGUCAGUAUCACCCUACGAUUCCAAUCGUCGCAAAUAUCGCAGCCGUCAUCGCUACGACCGUAGCCGCAGUCGCACUCGCAGCUAUUCCCGUUCACGCUCACCACGCAAGCCUGCCCGGGUUCAAUCGCGUUACUAGUGUGCCACAAUUCUGUGUGGGGGUGCCAACUGCACAACAAAUGCAAAGGCUCAGCACGAGGAUAUAGACUGAAUUGUUUUGUUAUAAAAUCCCUGCCCAUAUCCCAUAUACUGUUCGGCAGCGCCUGUAUAAUCAUCAUUAUAUAGUUUUCAUCACGCCUAACCAUAAUUAUUUGAUAAUUAUUUGAUGUUGCAUCCUCGUACGUUUUGUAAACUGUAUUGUAGCCACAAAGAGAGCAUCCGUGUAUAUUACGCGUCUCAUCCUCUCUCUCCUUCAACCCGCGUAACACACUUUGUGAUAUGUAUUUUAAAAGCAACAGCGUAAAUUGAUAACAAUAAACUAACUAAACUAACCCA